Molecule: messenger RNA, 1331 nt
Organism: Nothoprocta perdicaria
Lineage: Eukaryota; Metazoa; Chordata; Aves; Tinamiformes; Tinamidae
Gene: SERPINB5
Product: serpin family B member 5
Exons: 7
Coding region: 60-1193 (377 amino acids)
Biological process (GO): negative regulation of endopeptidase activity
Molecular function (GO): serine-type endopeptidase inhibitor activity
Source: RefSeq, a predicted model, not a curated record
UAGUUCUUCGUGCUGUGCCGAUUUCAUUGAUUCCUUUGCCACGAUUAUAACCUUCAAAGAUGACGAUGGACGCACUGCAACUAGCAAACACUGCCUUUGCAGUUGAUAUGUUCAAAAAACUCUGUGAGAAGGACAAAACAGCAAAUAUCAUUUUUGCUCCACUGUGUACAUCAACUUCUCUGGCUCUGGCAUAUAAAGCAACAAAAGGUGACACUGCAAACCAAAUGAAAGAGGUACUCCAUUUACAAGACGUCAAAGAUGUUUCUUUUGGGUUCCAAACAGUAACUUCAGAUGUUUCCAAACUCUGUUCUUUCUUUGCCCUGAAAAUGGUCAAACGGCUCUUUGUAGAAAAGUCUCUUAAUCCUACGACAGACUUUGUCAACUCCACAAAAAGGCCUUUUCCAUCUGAACUGGAAUUAGUGGAGUUCAAAGAAAAAACUGAGGAGACGCGACAGAAGAUCAAUAAAUCUCUUUCAGAGCUCACUGAUGGUAAAAUGGAGAAUGUUGUGGAUGAGGGGAGUAUAAAUGACCAGACUCAGAUCCUCCUAGUUAAUGCAGCUUAUUUUGUCACAAAUUGGAUGAAGAAGUUCCCAGAGGCAGAGAUCAAAGAAUGUCCUUUUAAAAUUAACAAGACUGAAACUAAACCAGUGCAAAUGAUGAAUCUUGAAGCCACUUUCUGCCUUGGCUAUGUAAAAGAAUUGAAAGUUGCAAUCCUUGAGCUUCCAUGCCUUAACAAACAUAUAAGCAUGCUCAUUCUGCUGCCAAAAGAGAUUGAAGAUGAGACAACUGGCUUGGAACAGCUGGAAAAAGCACUUACACCUGAGACAUUAUUACAGUGGACCAAUCCCAGCAUGAUGGCCAACACCAAAGUGAAUGUAUUUCUUCCGAAGUUUAACAUAGAAGGUGACUAUGACCUGAAGCCACUUCUGGAAAGUCUGGGCAUGACAAACAUCUUUAAUGAGACUGCAUCUGAUUUUUCUGAAAUGUGUGAGACUAAAGGUGUUGUUUUGUCAAAGAUCAUCCAUAAAGUCUCUCUGGAAGUAAAUGAACAAGGUGGUGAGUCCCGAGAGGUACCAGGAUACCGGAUUCUGCAACACAAAGAUGAAUUUAAAGCUGACCAUCCAUUUAUCUUCUUAUUUAGGCACAACAAAACUCGCAAUGUGAUUCUUUCAGGCAGAUUCUGUUCUCCUUAAGUGGGGCAUAUUGAUUAAAAAAAAMCCACAAUUACAUUUAUGGUUAUACAUGUUCCUGUAAAGCUUGGCAUGCUGACUAUCAUCUUUGAAAUGAAAUCCAAGAUGUUUAUAUAUCAGCAKUGUAAUACAAUGUACUCU